AUGUCCAAAGAAGGUUAUAGUGCCGAGAAGAAAGAAGGUGAUAGUAAAGUAGUGUUAGAAAAGUUACAAUCUUAUCUAAAAGACAAAAGAAGUUUAGAAGCUUCCGAUCCAAGCGUUGGCUAUAACAAACCUAGUACUAGCUACGAACAAAACCCUCCUCCGAUUCUUGGUGUUGAUAAUAGCAACGUAUUAAGAGAAGUUUUGAACCAUAAAAAAGCUGAAUUACUUCGGCAGCCUGAAAUAGUAGCAUUUUUAAAAACUCUAACAUCAGAUCUUAAAAAAACCUUAUCAACAGAACAGAAAAAA
Brenthis ino (lesser marbled fritillary) is the source of this 306-nucleotide messenger RNA. Lineage: Eukaryota; Metazoa; Arthropoda; Insecta; Lepidoptera; Nymphalidae. The record is from the annotation of a GenBank genome assembly.